This is a messenger RNA of Acanthoscelides obtectus, 409 nucleotides long. Lineage: Eukaryota; Metazoa; Arthropoda; Insecta; Coleoptera; Chrysomelidae. The record is from the annotation of a GenBank genome assembly.
CAGCACGGAUCCACAUGAUGAUGCACUUAGAAAACAAUUAACUUGUUCAGAUUGUCAGCAUAACAAUAGCACACAGAAGUAAACCAGAAAUGACUUAUUCCAUGGAUGUCAAAGAGUACCUAUUUCCCAAUAGCUUAAAAAGCUUAGAUUAGUCAUUCUUUUUCACCAGCUUGUCAUUUUCAACAUUGUUAUGAGAAGAUUUGGGAAGGUUGCAACAACAUUCAAAUUUCAAUCUGUCAGUAUUUGCUCGAAACAUUUUAUACUUCGGUUCCAUACACCUAGUGAAGAUGAAAGAGAGAUGCCCACUGGGUCAGAAGACAAUGGUUUUCCAAUAAGGAUAAGAAAAUUGGGAAAAGAAGAGACCGCUAACGUAGGCGGAGCUUCAGUACUUUGCAGACCAUUUGUCUGA